UAAUUUCUCCUUCACCUAUCAAUGGCUAAAACAUCACCCACCUACAAACCCAAUGCUUCAUAUGCUUUCAACAAGAAAAUCAUCCUCAUAGAAAAAGAAAAAAAAAUGAGAGCUCCAACAAAACUCGACCAAUAUUUCUCCACCCUUCUCUGCCUCGUUCUACUCCCUUUCCUCCCAAUCGCCACCUCCAGCGACUCCUUGUCUUCAGUUCAAUCCCUCCGAAACAGCCAAACCCUCGUCUCCUCCGGCAACGUAUUUGAGUUGGGGUUGUUCCAGCCGGGGUCUUCCGGUUGGUACUUGGGAAUAUGGUACAAGAAUAUCCAACCUCAAACAGUUGUUUGGGUAGCAAACAGAGACAGCCCUCUUUCGAAUUCGUCAUCAGCAACAAUCAAAUUUGGCGACCGUGGAAAUCUUGUUCUUGUUGAUGAAGGAAGUGGAAACGUCACAUGGUCUUCCAAUGAAACUCAAGCAGUGAACCCAAUUGUACAGCUUUUAGAUUCGGGAAAUCUAGUCCUCAGAGAAGAAGAUUCAAACCGAAACAACCCGAAAGACGAGUUCCUUUGGCAGAGCUUUGACUACCCAACAAACACUCUGCUGCCGGAUAUGAAGCUGGGAUGGAACUUGAGCUCAAAUUUGGACAGGUACAUAACUUCAUGGAAAAGCACAGAAGACCCGUCUGUAGGUGACUAUUCUUUCAAGCUGGAUUACCGCGGUUUCCCGGAGAUUUUCCUGAGAAACAAACAGCUCAUAAUGUAUCGCAGCGGACCCUGGAAUGGGGAGAGGUUUAGCGGUGUGCCUGAGAUGACAGUUUCAAAUGGUCUUCAGUUCAGUUUCGUUUCCAAUUCACUAGAGGUGUACUACACUUUUUCAAUAAAGGACGAUUCGAAACCGUUGUAUUCACGACUGAUCGUGAGCCAAGAUGGGUAUCUCCAACGGUAUACAUGGAUUGAAUCCAGAAAGAUUUGGAACCAAUUCUGGUACGCCCCGAAAGACCAGUGCGACAGUUACAGAGAGUGCGGCCCCUACGGCGUCUGUGACUCAAACGCUUCGCCGGUGUGCAAGUGUUUGAAGGGGUUUCAGCCCAAGAAUUUGCAGGCGUGGAAUCUGAGAGACGGGUCCGAUGGUUGCGUGAGGAGGACGGAGUUGGAGUGUUCGAAGGAUAAGUUUUUGGGUUUGGGGAACAUGAAACUGCCGGAGAGCGGCGGCGCGUUUGUGGACAUGGGCAUUGAUCUUGAGGCGUGUAGGAAAAAGUGUUCGGAAAAUUGUUCUUGUACGGCUUACGGGAAUGCGAGGAUCGAGAACGGAGGGACUGGUUGUGUGAUUUGGAGUGGGGAGCUCAUGGACCUUAGGCAAUAUGCAGAAGGUGGACAACAUCUCUAUGUCAGAUUGGCGGCUUCUGAACUAGAUGGCAACGGGAAGAUGAAACGAGUACUCAUUAUUGUAGGCAUUACAGUUGGUACUGGCAUUCUGCUAGCAGCACUCGUUAUCUGUUUUGUAUGGAAGAGGAAAUCUGGUAUUACGCGUAAAGGAAGGAUAGAACAAAAAGGUUCUUUUGAAAGAAGCCAAGAUUUUCUGCUAAAUGAGGUAGUUAUCUCAAGUAAAAGGGAACACUACUCGGGUGAAAGGAGCAAUGAUGAGCUAGAAUUGCCAUUGCUUGAUUUUAACACAGUAGCAGUGGCUACGGAUAACUUUUCAGACGAAAAUCAACUGGGGCAAGGUGGUUUCGGUUGCGUGUACAAGGGUACAGUAGAAGGUCAAUUAGUUGCUGUCAAGAGGCUGUCAAAGAACUCUGGACAAGGAACUGAAGAAUUCAAGAACGAAGUAAAGUUAAUCGCAAGGCUUCAGCACCGAAACCUUGUUCGGUUGCUUGGUUGCUGUGUCGACAUGGAUGAAAAAAUGCUGAUUUACGAAUACAUGGAAAACAAAAGCCUGGAUUCUGUUCUAUUCAGUAAUGCGAAAAGGUCUAUGCUGGAUUGGCCAAAGCGCUUCGAUAUUAUUUGUGGGAUUGCUCGUGGACUUCUUUAUCUUCACCAGGAUUCAAGAUUUAGGAUCAUCCAUAGGGAUCUCAAGGCAAGCAACAUUCUACUUGAUGGAGAAUUGACCCCAAAGAUAUCGGACUUUGGAAUGGCUAGAAUAUUUGGUAACGAUCAGACGGAAGCCAAUACCAGAAGAGUAGUGGGAACAUAUGGCUAUAUGUCUCCAGAGUACGCAAUGGACGGGCUCUUCUCUGUCAAGUCUGAUGUCUUUAGUUUUGGUGUUCUGGUAUUGGAAAUUAUUAGUGGUAAAAAGAACAGGGGAUUUUAUUACGCGAACAACGAACUCAACCUCCUAGGACAUGCUUGGAAGCUAUGGACAGAAGGAAAGGGGUCGGAAAUAAUUGAUCCAUCAGUUGGGGAUUCAUACUCCCCCUCUGUGGUGUUGAGGUGCAUUCAAGUCGGACUCUUGUGCGUCCAAGAGCGUGCGGAAGAUAGGCCUACAAUGGCCUCUGUGGUUUUGAUGUUGAGUAGUGAAACUGCAACAAUGCCCCAGCCUAAGAACCCUGGGUUUUGCCUCGAAAGGAAUAAAAAUCCUGUUGAAACAGAUUCAUCCUCCGGCAAGCAGGACCAAUCCUGCACUGUAAACCAAGUAACAGUCACAAUGGUAGAUGGUAGAUAGUGAAAUUUUUUACCAUAUCAACUCAUCAAGCAUGUCGAUUUUGUAUAUUUUACAACAAACACAGUUUUUCUUCUAUGAAUCUCUCUCUUUUAUCUUUAA
This is a messenger RNA of Malus domestica (apple), 2754 nucleotides long. Its product is annotated as receptor-like serine/threonine-protein kinase SD1-8. Lineage: Eukaryota; Viridiplantae; Streptophyta; Magnoliopsida; Rosales; Rosaceae. Gene Ontology annotation, molecular function: ATP binding; protein serine/threonine kinase activity. The record is from RefSeq and is a predicted model, not a curated record. Gene Ontology annotation, cellular component: plasma membrane. Gene Ontology annotation, biological process: protein phosphorylation; recognition of pollen.